Triticum aestivum (bread wheat) is the source of this 4341-nucleotide messenger RNA. Its product is annotated as kinesin-like protein KIN-7I. The record is from RefSeq and is a predicted model, not a curated record. Gene Ontology annotation, molecular function: ATP binding; microtubule motor activity; microtubule binding. NCBI's taxonomy places the organism in Eukaryota, Viridiplantae, Streptophyta, Magnoliopsida, Poales, Poaceae. The coding region runs from base 137 to 3808 and encodes 1223 amino acids. Gene Ontology annotation, biological process: microtubule-based movement. The transcript is spliced from 31 exons.
AAUACGAAAUUAGCUGCGGACACCCACGAAAUCGAAAGCCCCCACUGCCCUCGCUUCCUCUCGCCAGAACCCCCAAUCAGCAAACCCCACCGCCGCUCCGGCCCGGCGGAGUCCCCUCGACCCGCGGCGGCCGGCGAUGGACCGGAUCCACGUCACCGUGCGCGCGCGGCCGCUCCCGCCGGAGGACGCGCAGAGCAGCCCGUGGCGGAUCUCCGGAAACGCCGUCGCGCUCACCGCCCAGCCCUCCAUUCGCUUCGAAUUCGACAGGAUUUUCGGCGAGGACUGUCACACGGCGGACAUCUACGGGGCCCGCACCAAGCACAUCGUCGACUCUGCCGUGCAAGGGUUCAACGGCACUGUUUUUGCAUAUGGACAAACUAACAGUGGAAAGACCUAUACAAUGAGAGGAUCUGCUAAUGAACCUGGAAUAAUACCGCUUGCGGUUCAUGAUUUAUUUAGAACUAUACAGCAGCAUAUGGAUAGAGAAUUUCUUGUCCGCAUGUCUUAUAUGGAGAUUUAUAAUGAAGAAAUAAAUGAUCUUCUUGUCCCAGAACAUCGAAAAUUGCAGAUUCAUGAGAAUUAUGAGAGAGGCAUAUAUGUUGCUGGCUUAAGCGAGGAAAUUGUAACCUGUCCUGAACAAGUCUUGAAGUUUGUGUCAUUUGGAGAAUCCCACCGUCAUAUCGGGGAGACAAAUAUGAAUGUCUACAGCAGUCGUUCUCAUACCAUAUUUCGCAUGGUUAUUGAGAGUCGAGAUAAAGCUGAUGACAGUGAUACAGAUUCUUGUGAUGCUGUUCGAGUUUCUGUUCUGAAUCUGGUGGACUUAGCUGGUUCAGAACGUGCUGCAAAGACGGGUGCAGAAGGUGUGAGACUUAAGGAGGGUUCCCACAUUAACAAAAGUCUAAUGACUCUCGGAACAGUAAUCAAGAAACUAAGUGAAGGCAUAAAGGGCCAGGGGGGGCACGUUCCUUACCGAGAUAGUAAGUUGACAAGGAUAUUGCAACCUGCUCUGGGUGGAAAUGCUAACACAGCUAUCAUUUGUAAUAUAACACUUGCACAGGUCCAUGCAGAUGAGACUAAAAGCAGCUUGCAAUUUGCUAGUAGGGCAUUACAUGUUACAAAUUGUGCAGAAAUCAAUGAGAUUUUGACGGAUGCCGCUCUUUUAAAGCGCCAAAGGAAAGAAAUAGAGGAACUUCGAGCAAAACUCAAGAACUCUCAAAGUGAACACUUGGAUGAAGAUGUUUUGCACUUGAGGAACACCCUGCUACAGAGUGAACUGGAAAAAGAGAGAAUUGCUUUAGAGUUGGAGGAGGAAAGGAAAGCUAAAGAGCAACGUGAGAAGAGGUUGCUUCAGCAAGCAAAGAAAAUCGAAAAUCUUAGUUCGUUGGUUUUAAAUUCAGAGAGAGAUGAUAGGGCUAUUGUUUCCAGUAAGAACAAAAGAAGGCAAACAUGGUGUGCUCGACCCCUGUCGAAUGAAUUCAGUGUCGAGGUUCAAGAACCUGCUUCUGAACAAUGCUCUGCAAGCAGCUCAGUUCGUGACGAGCGUAACAUGGGGAUGCCCCCAUGUUUUGAAGAGCUAAUGCAAGAAAGCUACGCCAGCAAUGGCGAGCCUUCUGCUCAUGGCUGUUCAUUCAGUGAUCUAUCGAAUGAAGAUGUUUCUCUUCCCGAUGCACAUGCUUUGUUGCAUGUUACCAGCAGAAGAAAGCCAAAUACAAUGAAGAAAUCAGAUCAAGAGCAUCUUAGGGGUUCAGUGCCUGAACUACCCCAAGACCCUAAUGAGCGGAAAGAUGCCAUGCUAAGUCAAGAACCUAGUGGCUUAUCUGCUCGAGAGUCCGAGGCAAUUCUUGUCAUUAAACAACUUCAAGACCAGGUAAACUCGCUGGAGUUAGAGAAGAGUUUGAUUCAAAAUAACUUGGACGAUGUUCUGGAGGUGGCAACGCAGCAGAAGACUUCUUUCAGUGAGAAGUAUGAAGAGCUUCAGAAGAAUGCUCUGGCGGCACAAGAAGAGGCAAAAAUUGCUGGUGAGAAGCUAUCAGCUCUGGCUACUAUUGGAAAAUCCAAACAAGAAUUAGCAGAUGAAUUCCUCAGCAACGUGUCAAUGGAGACUCAAGGAAUAUCUGUGCAGAUGGAUCAAACAACCCACUCAGUCGACAAUGCUAUUUCUUUCAUUGAGGAACUCUUUCAGAGUCUGUCUGCGAUUGCAGAGAACGUAACUGAAUUCAAGCAGUCUGCUUAUGGGCAUAUAAAACAAUCCAGUUGUGUGAUUAUGGAUCAUGAGAAAAUGUCAAAAACAUUGAUGGAGAAAGUCAGCAGACUUGAAUUGGAGAAGAAGCUGCUACACGAACAGUUCCUUAAUCAACAGGAUGAACUUCAGAGGAUGAAGUCCAGUCUGGAAAGCUGUGAGAAGUCCAAGGAUGAUUGUAUUCUUCAACAUGAACUUGAGAAGGAUAACAUUCUCUCAGAGCUUCUAACUCUCCAAAAGGAAGUCUCGACCUUGUCAUCAUCUUCCUUGAUGAAAGAAAAGGAGUCUAUCAGAAAGGAACUUGAAAGAGCGAAAACAAAGUUACGAGAGACUGACAACAAGCUGAAGAAUUAUGUUCAAGAAAAAAUUAAACUUGAGGGUGAAAAAGCAGAGGCACACAGGGAAAUAAAGAAGUUACAAAGCCAGAGGACCCAUCUUGAACGUGAUUUAAGGAAACAUGAUUCUGUCACUGUUGAUAAAAGACAUGAAUUGAAUGUGAAGCCAGAAGAACUUGCUGCGUUUUUUGAUCAAGCUGUGCAGUUGCAGGAGGAGUACCAAAGGCUUGAGAUUCAUGCUUCUGAUAUGGAAGAUGAAAUUGCUUCUUUGCAAGAAACUUUAGCUACCUUGACUGCAGAGAAGGAAGAAGCGCUAUCUAAAGUAGAGUUUAUGGUGUUGGAACAGGAAGAUCUCGAAAACAGGCUUACUUCCGCAGAAUCAAAGAUAAAAUCCUUGAACGACGAGAUUGCUGUAUUGACCAAAAAACUUGAGGAAUCUGAGUCUUUUGGUAGAAAAUUGGAGGCUUCUCUCAGUUCUAUAUCAAAGGAAAAAGAAGACUUGGGAAUGCAACUUACUGAUGUUCUUCUGGAAAUGGAAUCUGAAAGUUCAAUGUGGAUAGCCAAGGAGAAAGCAUAUUUAGAAACUAAGCAGCAAUUGGAUAUAUGCACUGAUGAGAAUAGUAAAUUAUCCGAAGAUUUGAUUAAGGUGAGACAAGAGCUGGUGCAGUGUAGAGAAUUGUUAAAAACUCUGGAAGACAAAAUGAUCCUUUCUGUGGAGCAUAACAUAAAUGAGGAAAAAUGCUGCAGGGAGAAUCGUGAAGAAUCAGAACAACUCGUGGAGAAAGGAAGAAACAUUGAUAAUGAAAAUGAACUUUGCAAGCAACUACAGCUUAUUUCAGAAGAACGUGAUAGCUUACUUUCUAAGAUGAAACAGAUGAGCUUAGUCAUCAAUGAAUUAGAAGCCUUAAAGGAGGUUUCUAAUAAUAAGCUACUACAGGCCAAAGCUAAUAUGGAUGAGUUGAGCUGUCAGAUAUCUGCCAUGGAGGUCAAGAUGAAACAUGAUGCUUCGACCCACAACAAAGAAAAAACAAAGCUUCGCAUGCAAAUCCGGUGGCUGCAACCAGAGCUCGACGCGAACCGCGCAAGGCUUAAAGAGGCAGUGGAAGAACGGGCGCUGAUGGAUGAGAAUUAUCAGGAAGCAACCGCCAUGCUGAAGGCAAAGCUGAGAGAGACGUGCCGUGAGGUCCUGAAGCUGAGAGAAGAGCUUAAACGACCAGAAGCCGCAUCAAACUGACGCAGUAACCUUUCUUCUUCGCAGCUACGUGCUCCUAACCUAGUUGAACCGUUUCACGUGCUGGCAGCGGCGAACAUUGCCUCAAUGCAGGUCUGACUCUUUCAGACUGGUGCCUGAGCCGGCUUCAUUAAGAUUGCCAGGUUGUACAGAGACCGUCGUAUUCCGGCCUGGACCGCUGGUGCCUCGUGCUGCUGAUAGCUUUGCCAGCAUUCCGCUCUGAACUUGUAAUACACUGUAUUUGCUUGUGGUCUAAUGAUUUGGGCUUGGAUAUGGACGGGUCAUGGGCAUCAGCCGUAGAGGUCGACUGGUACAGGCCGGGCUUCACUCGGUGCUGUAGACCUCUAAUUAGCCAUCCAGAUCGUGAAUCCAAAAUUUCAAAGAUCGUACGUUUAUGGUUCUUGGCCGCCCUGGGCAUUAAAGGCAUGGUUGCAUGCUGAACAGGUUCGCAAGUACGUAUGCUCUUACUAGGCUGGUUUAUUGGUUGAUCCUGAACAUGUAAUGUGAUCAUCUAUAAUGGUGAUUAAGCAUCUGAA